This is a messenger RNA of Gopherus evgoodei (Goodes thornscrub tortoise), 6561 nucleotides long. It is a transcript of the gene ADD2, whose product is annotated as adducin 2. Gene Ontology annotation, cellular component: postsynaptic density; plasma membrane; cytoskeleton. Lineage: Eukaryota; Metazoa; Chordata; Testudines; Testudinidae. The record is from RefSeq and is a predicted model, not a curated record. Bases 380 to 2596 code for a protein of 738 amino acids. The transcript has 15 exons. Gene Ontology annotation, molecular function: actin filament binding. Gene Ontology annotation, biological process: barbed-end actin filament capping.
AUGCUUUCCCCUCCAACAUCAUGUGAGCCCUGGAUUUAAUUUUGAUGCUAACGUAAGGAGGGUGGGAGGAAGUGAAGCCUCACUUCUGCAUUCUCCCUCGCCUCCAGGUCUGUGUGGGAGCCCUAAUUUUCUUCCAACUCUAUGUCUGGGUGAUAUUGGCUGGAAAGUGGACUAGCAGGCAAGCGUGGUAAGGAAGCUGCUGCAGCUGACCUGUCAAAUCAGAGAGACUGCAGGAUGGAUGGAACGAGCUCAUCUGCUUAGCUGUUUUGAUUGGGAAGGCACAGGAGAAGAGAUUAGUCGCUGCAGACAUUGGGUCUGGGAAACAGAUGCUAGAAGAUGCUUAGAGAUACCAAGAAGUAAACUCUAGACAGCUGUGAAGAUGAGCAACGAAACCACCCCGGAGGCAGUGUCCUCCCCCCCGGUCUCCUCCCCACCCCCCCAAGGACAGCGUUACUUCGAUCGGUUCUCUGAAGAUGACCCGGAAUAUCUGCGCAUCCGGAACAUGGCGGCCGAUCUCCGGCAGGACUUCAACAUGAUGGAGCAGAAGAAGCGAGUCACCAUGAUCCUACAGAGCCCAUCUUUCAGAGAGGAACUGGAGAGCCUUAUCCAAGACCAAAUGAAGAAAGGGAACAACUCCAACAUCUGGGCCCUGCGACAGAUCGCAGAUUUCAUGGCCAGCACUGCUCCCUCCGUCUUCCCCACCUCGCCCAUCAGUCUCUCCAUGGUGACGCCUAUCAACGACCUCCAUAGCACCGAGUCGCUGUCCCUAGCGAAAGGGGAGCGUCUCAUGCGUUGCAAGGUUGGCAGCAUCUACCGACUGCUGGACCUGUACGGCUGGGCGCAGCUCAGCAACACCUAUGUCACGAUGCGUGUCAGCAAAGAACAGGAUCACUUCUUGAUCUGCCCUAAAGGUCUUUCGUGUAAUGAAGUCACUGCUUCUAGUCUGAUUAAAGUGAACAUCCUGGGCGAAGUGGUGGAGCAGGGCAGCACCAGUUUUUCUGUGGAUGCUAGAGGAUUCGGCCUGCACUCAGCCAUCUACGCAGCCAGACCCGACGUCAGAUGCAUUAUCCACUUGCACACGCCUGCCACUGCAGCGGUGUCUGCCAUGAAAUGUGGCAUUCUGCCUGUAUCCCACGAUGCAUUGCUGCUGGACAACAUGGUGUACUUCGAUUUCAAUGGAGAGAUGGAGGAAGAGGCAGACAGGAUUGAGCUACAGAAGUGCCUUGGACCAACCUGCAAGAUCCUGGUGCUGCGAAAUCACGGCGUGAUCACGCUGGGAGAUACAGUGGAGGAAGCUUUUUAUAAAACCUUUCACUUGCAGGCUGCUUGUGAGAUCCAGGUCUCUGCCUUGUCUAGCGCUGGGGGAGCUGAGAAUCUGAUUGUGCUGGAGCGGGAGAAGUACAGGCCCCAUGACGUUGGAUCAGUCCGAUGGGCUGGGAGCACGUUUGGACCCAUGCAGAAGAGCCGCCUAGGAGAGCAUGAGUUCGAGGCCCUCAUGCGAAUGCUGGACAACCUGGGUUACCGAACAGGCUACACGUACCGGCACCCCUUUGUCCAGGAGAAAAUCAAGCAUAAAAGUGAUGUGCUGAUCCCUGCCACCGUCACAGCAUUCGUCUUUGAGGAGGAGGUUGCUCCCAUCGCCACCCUCCGACAGCAUGCCCAGAAGCAGCAGAAGGAGAAGACCCGCUGGCUAAACACGCCCAACACCUACCUACGCGUGAACGUAGCUGAGGAGAAUCAGAGAAGCGCAGGCAGCCAGCGGACAAAGACCACGUGGAUGAAGGCCGACGAGGUGGAAAAGGCCAGCAGUGGGACCCCGAUCCGAAUCGAAAACCCCAACCAAUUUGUACCUCUCUACACAGACCCACAGGAAGUGCUGGAAAUGAGGAACAAGAUUCGGGAGCAAAACCGCCAGGAUGUGAAAUCAGCAGGACCCCAGUCCCAGCUCUUAGCCAGCGUGAUAGCAGAGAAGAGCAGGAGUCCGUCUGCGGAGAGUAACCUGGCUUCCAAAGCAGACACGGAGACGCAAGAAGUAAUCCAGGAGGAGAUACCGACUGAGCCAGAGCCCCCCAACCCAUUCAGCCAGCUAACUGACCAAGAGCUGGAGGAGUACAAGAAAGAGGUGGAAAGAAAGAAACUGGGAUUAGAUGGUGAGAGAGACGUGAGCGUGGAGGAAUCUCAGGCUUCUCCUGUGAAGUCCCCCUCCGCUUCCCUGCAGCGAAGCCCCACAAAGUCUCCACCAAAGAGCCAACCCGUGUCCCCCACGAAGUCCUCAGACGGUGCUAAGAAGACGGACACCAGCCAAGCCCUUGCCGAUCGCACUGCUGCUGGAGAGAAGGCGCAGCCAGCAGCGGUGGUCGUGAAUGGGAAAGAUGACGACCAAACUGCAGAAGACACCCUAAGCAAAGGAAUGAGCCAGAUGACCACAACCACAGAUGCCGACCCAGAUGCCCCUAAGGACAAAACUGAGUCAAUUACUAGUGGGCCUGUGUCCCCAGAAGGCUCGCCAUCCAAAUCUCCCUCCAAGAAGAAGAAGAAAUUCCGGACCCCAUCCUUCCUGAAAAAAGGCAAAAAGAAGGAGAAGACUGAAUCUUGAUUCCUCUCCAGGCCUUCUUCUCCUGCUGCUUCCUUCCUUUUCCCCCACCCACCAAGGUCAAGAGCAGUAGAGGAAGCUGAUAGCCAAUAGCUGCCUCUCCUAGAAUGGUUUGUCCUGAGAUAGAACCAGAGGUUGAGGGUACUGGAAUGACUCCUGUGUAAUACGUGUGGAUGAGACAAUAUCUAGACUUUGGGGGAAAUUAGGUGAAUUUUCUGGGUACUCAUGGCACGAGACCUAUUGUUCCGUGUUAAACUGGUUUUUGAAGAAAGCGAGCUUAGGAAUGAUUGUGGUCCUUAUUUUCUGCUCAAGGGAGCUAGUCACUAAUUUCACAAGCUGUAAAAGUGGUUCUCUGUACCAGUUCCUCCUUAUCACAGCACUAAUGCUCCAAACCAUUAUCUCCUGUGGGCAGAGGUUUUUCCACAUGCUGCUACCUUUACAGCCCAUGUGGCCACCUUUUAGAGAUAAUUUGGUGCAAGAACAGACCCUCAUGAAACAGGAGGGGACACUGACAAUGAUUGAUUCCCUUUUUCCAGUUCUGCAGUGGAAUCCUGGCUAAUUACCUUGUUGCAAUUUGCCGUAUAAUCUCAAAUGGAGACGAUCCAAUUUUAUCAAAACCCAAAGGUGAAGGAUUGCUCUCCUAGAAGGAAGGGUCAGGCUGUGGACCCAUGACCUUUUGCUUCCUGGUGACUACCUUACACCUAGGCCAACAAGCCAUUUUCAAGUUCCUUUCUAGCCAGAAUGGUGACACCAAGUUAUCUAACGAUCCAUUUGCUGCAGUAGUGAAGCCUCUUGGAAAUGACUAUUGUGUCUCAGUCGGUGGGGAAGUACACAAAUCCCUCCCUCACAAUAACACACAAGAUAACGUGUCCCACUAUAAAUAUAGUGGUAAGAGCGGGGAAGGAAAAAAGCCUCCAGGAACUCUCUAUGUUAAGUUUAAGAAGCAAGAAAAUUUCAGUCACUAAGUGCUAUUUUGUUAGUUCGGAAUAAAUGCACGCUGACGAUAUCACUCCUGUAAUAAUCACUCCAGAAUGAAAAGCCUAUAGAAAAUGCGACUUCACCCUCACUUGCUGCGCUACUAAUUAAUUGCACUUAGAUGAGGCUGUGAUGCAGAUAUGAGACCUGUUAGCACUUUUCAUUGCAUUCAGCUUCCGCUGGCUCAGCACAUGCCAUUCUGGACUGGCAGCGAAGAGGGGUUAUGAGUGCAUUUCCUUUUCCCCACCCACACCCUCCCACCAACCCCAACUCCAGAGUGAAAAUGAAACACGAGUUCACACCUGUGACAUGUUAUUGCCAACUGGCUUAACCUGCCCCCCAGUCUCUAACCUUCACUCCCUCUUCAAAAUAAGACAAAGUUACCAACAGAUUAGGAUUAUUAAAAUUUACAGUCAGAGAAUCAUAGAAAUAUAGGGCUAGAAGGGUCAUUGAGAGAUCAUCUAAUUCAUCCCCCCAUGCUAAGAUAGGAUUAAGUAAACCUAGACCAUCCCUGACAGGUGUUUGUCCAACCUGUUCUUAGAAUCCUCCAGUGAUGUGGAUUCCACAACCUCCCUUGGUAACCUGUUCCAGUGCUUAACCAUCCGGAUAGUUUGAAAGGUUGAGCUAAUAUCUAACCUAUCAUGCCACAGUUAAAGGAGAGAAACAGGCCAAUGUUCCUCUGUCAGUUUGAGGACUCUGGCAUUAAAGGUGCGAACCAAAUGAGAUCUUGAUCUUGCCCCAUUGAAACAAAUGGGAGCUGGAUCAGACUCCGAAGGCUUAGGGUCGCUGUUCUGAAACAAUGGGCUAUUGUUAGUCCGCAGAAUGGGAGAGAGAGAGAGAGUGUGUGUGUGUUCUCUGUCAUCAGCUCCACAGAAUGGAAGGCUUGCAAACAACUGACUUAGAAGGAUAUUGUAGUCUAUAUACUGACAUGGUGUUCUGGGUCAGGCUCACCUCUAAUGUCUAUCAGUAGUUCUAUAAGAUCAGGAAGCGAGGCCUCUUUCUUUAGUAGCCUGGACUUGAAACCCUGCAUGCUGAAUGCCAAUGAAGUUUGGAUUUGGAUGUGAUUCCGGUCCAUAAUUUGUGAGCCGGAUUCAUCUCUGCCUGUAUGAAGCAAACUGAUUGGAAAAAUUCUGAUAAAAAAACAACUUUCAUUGUUUUCUUUUGUUUUUUUUUAAAUGUUCCAACCCCUGUGGUUUUCAGAGUCUCAUCUGUGUUGGAAUGAGGCUGUGGGGUCUAGAGGUUAAAGCACAUGACUGCAUUUUAGGAGACCAGGAGUCUAUUCUCAGCUCUGGCCUGCUGGUUGACCUUGGGUUAGUCUCUGCACCUCAGUUUCCCCUAUGUGCUUUGAGCUCUGCUGUUGAAAAGUGCUAUAUAUGAAUGCUAGGUAUGGUUAUUUAUUAUUCCCCUUCACAAUAACAGAAUCUGUUCAGACAAAAUGUCCUUGAAAUAAUCUUUUUUUAAUAAGGCUCUUGUGGUGGGGAAUCCAAGAACAUGCCUUCCAGAAAGAUCCAUACUGAGAAAGUAGCUGAUGCAUUUUCUUCAUAGGGUAGGGAAUCAGCUCCCCAAUCUUGCAUCACGAUUUGCCUUAAUAAAAAACUAUGUGGUGAUUUGCAAUUUUUAAUAAGCACCAAAAUCUUGCUUUGCCACCUUUUUUGGGGGGCGGGGGUGGGGAGGAAUAGGAUGGAGGGGAAGAUAUUUUGAAAACGCAAGUUAUUUUUAUUUUAGAGGGCAAGUUACUAGGUGUGCUUGGCAAAUGUGGAACACGAAAAAAAAUCACCAAAAAAACCUCAACAGCAAAAACACUGGACGUUUUAGAUAUGUGCUCUUGGUGUUCAUGUAUGCUAGAUAAAUUAAAUCCAGGUCCUUAAGGUUAGCUGUGCUUACAUUUCUGUUGCCUAAAUCCAUUGUAUGCACGAUGGGCAGAUUUUGACAAAUUAAAGGCCAAACUUAUAAAUAUUUACUGUUGGAUGUUGUGCUUAUUAACAUUAGAUUUUAAGGCCAGAAAAGCUCAUUAUGACUAUCUAGUCUGAAUUCCUGAAUAAUACAGGCCAGAAAAUUUCACCCCUGAGUGAUCCCACAUAGUCAAUGGUUAUUAUUGACCAUGAUGUCUUACUGUUGUUUAAUAUCUGAAUUACAACUCUGCCCAGAGGCCCAUGAUCCAGAUUGGGGCCCCAUUGGACUAAGUGCUGUAUAAACAUAGAUGAAAGCGUGGUCCCUGCCUCCAGAGAGCUUGAAAUCUUGAGUCCUGCUUCUGCAACAGACUCCACAGACCCAUGUGAAGGGGUCCGUCUAUGUGGUUUCAGUCACAGUACUAGGCCUAAGACCCUAAGACCUCAGUCCUGCAGUCAGAUCAUGUGGAGUCCCACAAAUUCCAGUGGGGCUUCAUGUGAAUAUGCACACACUAUGUGGAUCAGACUGCAGGACUGGGGACUGGAGUGGUGCCUGAGUCUUAUGCUGAAGUGGAUUCCACCCUUAGUACAAUUAAUACAUGGGGCAAAAUUCAGACUUCAUAUAGCUAAUCAGCUCCAUUGACUUCCUUAUUUGUUACUUGUACUGGAAUUGCAUCCGUUUACACCAGCUCUGAUUUUUGCCCUGUGGUGUGUCCAGUUUUAAGGUCUGGCGCUGCGUGUUGGGCACCAAAGAAGAAAAACAUGAGCCAAGGUCUGCUCCAUGGAAAGGCAAAUGUUGAGUUGUGUGACCGGGUAAGCCGAGAAGGGCCAUGUGAGGAACAUGUAGGUUAGAGACAUACUCAAAGAAACAGCCAUAAACAAAAGAACAAGGGAGUGCAGGCUCAGAUGGCUUGGUGAUGUAAAGCGCAGUCUAGACAACUGUGUGGGUAAGAGAGGCCAAGAGAUCAAGACUGAAGGGAAAAGGCAGCGAGGCUGACCCAGGAAAAAAUGGUGGGAUGUCAUAAGGGAAGAUACAAAAACAACUAAGAGUCCGAUGGCAUCUUAAAGACUAACAGGUUUAUUUGAGCAUAAGCUUUCGUGGGU